AUGGAGGGAGAAGAUGAAGAAAGAGCAAUUAGCGGCAACAGAGAAGUGACGGGAGAUGGCACCACCGCAGCUCGUGGCACCGCCGCUAGUGGCACCACCGCAGCUCGUGGCACCGCCGCUAGUGGCACCACCGCAGCUCGUGGCACCGCCGCUAGUGGCACCACCGCAGCUCGUGGCACCGCCGCUAGUGGCACCACCGCAGCUCGUGGCACCGCCGCUAGUGGCACCACCGCAGCUCGUGGCACCGCCGCUAGUGGCACCACCGCAGCUCGUGGCACCGCCGCUAGUGGCACCACCGCAGCUCGUGGCACCGCCGCUAGUGGCACCACCGCAGCUCGUGGCACCGCCGCUAGUGGCACCACCGCAGCUCGUGGCACCGCCGCUAGUGGCACCACCGCUCGUGGCACCGCCGCUAGUGGCACCACCGCAGCUCGUGGCACCGCCGCUAGUGGCACCACCGCAGCUCGUGGCACCGCCGCUAGUGGCACCACCGCAGCUCGUGGCACCGCCGCUAGUGGCACCACCGCAGCUCGUGGCACCGCCGCUCGUGGCCCUCACCACUGCUCAUAG
This is a messenger RNA of Procambarus clarkii (red swamp crayfish), 570 nucleotides long. The record is from RefSeq and is a predicted model, not a curated record. NCBI's taxonomy places the organism in Eukaryota, Metazoa, Arthropoda, Malacostraca, Decapoda, Cambaridae.